AUGGAAGGUGUUGAAGCUCUGGUAUUUGACGUGUUUGGCACCGUUGUCGACUGGCGUGGCUCUGUAUCUGCGGAAUUGAAAGCACUAGGAAAAAACCUAGCCUUAAAUGCCGACUGGGAUGCUUUUGCUGCCGAAUGGCGGAAGGGAUACCUGACAAAUACAUCCCGUAUCGCUCGCGAAGGAAGCGACAGUGGUCCUUUGAAUGUUGACGUUCUGCAUAGACAGAUUUUGGACGACAUGCUGAACUCGCCACGAUGGGUGGACGUAGGUUCGAAGCUAGACGAGAAGACGAGAGCCCACCUGAACCUUGUCUGGCACCGUCUCAAUGGGUGGCCUGAUACCGUCGAGGGUCUCUACCAACUCAAAAAGCACGUCAUUCUGACGACAUUAUCCAAUGGGAACGUUAGAUUAUUGGUAGAUAUGGCAAAACAUGCGAACCUCCCUUGGGAUCUCGUUCUGUCAACCGAGCUGUUCUCGUGCUAUAAGCCGAACCCGGAAGCUUAUCUCGGUGCUAUCAAGCAUCUCUCGGUUCCACCGGAGAAGUGUGCUAUGGUGGGGAUGAAGACGGUGUACGUCCAGAGGCCGGGAGAAGCGGCCGAGGAUGUCGUAGUCAAGCCAAGUUCAGAGGGCGGCGAAGUUGACGUUGUGGUGCAAUCGUUCAUAGAGCUUGCUUCUUUGUUGAGCCAGACGCACUGA
Molecule: messenger RNA, 696 nt
Organism: Desarmillaria tabescens
Lineage: Eukaryota; Fungi; Basidiomycota; Agaricomycetes; Agaricales; Physalacriaceae
Product: HAD-like domain-containing protein
Exons: 8
Coding region: 1-696 (231 amino acids)
Source: RefSeq, a predicted model, not a curated record